Messenger RNA from Trypanosoma cruzi, 2985 nucleotides. RefSeq lists its product as uncharacterized. The record is from RefSeq and is a predicted model, not a curated record. Bases 1 to 2985 code for a protein of 994 amino acids. Lineage: Eukaryota; Euglenozoa; Kinetoplastea; Trypanosomatida; Trypanosomatidae. The transcript has a single exon.
AUGGCAACUGCUCUCCGUCAUGGACGAAAAGGGGGAAAAGUUACUUCAUCCCCCGCGAUCGCCCCAAAGGUCCUAACGCCAGGAAGCGCCAUGUCACCCGCCUCACUGCAGGCAUUUGGAGAGGGUACUACAAUUAUAAGCGACCCGAACGCCGCCCAUCCAUUUGACCCUGACGCAAUCACCAAUGUUGUCAAAAAACCCACAACAACUGAGGCUAAUGUUCUCCAGUUUGAUAUGGAGGCCAUCCAACACAUUGGUAAGGGAAUUAUGGUGGGAAGGACGAAGCAAGUGCGAACCACAACUCGUCAACCACAGGUUAGCAAUGUAGAAGCGUUAUUGAAGUUAGGAAAUGCCUUUACGGCGCAAAAAGACAUGCUGGUAUCACCCAAAAAUCCUGUGGGCCUUGAGAAGAUUACAGACAACAAUGUUGUGGUUGUCCACAGGCCUCAAGAGGCUUUAACCCUGGCAGUGGCCCUUUCGACUUUGGUACCGCAAGCAAAGGUGCUGGUGGUGGUACCCAAAUAUUUUGAGGUGAGUUCUGUUAAAACGUAUUUGAGUUCUUUGGUCGUCGAUGGUGAGAAGGCUGCGACGGGUGAAUUUUGCGGUCAAACGUUUGAGGGUACUGAGUCAACUCCAUUAUGGGUAACGAGUGCGGAAAUGGCAUUACUUUACCUGACGAAGCUUCAGAGCAUGGCCCCCUUUUCACACGUGGUGGUACCCGGGUUUUUUAAUACGACUCAGUUACUUUCAUUUUUUGUGAAGGCAUUUGGUCAAUGGCUGCGAAGUAGAACCGAUUCCUCUUGCUCUGUACGGCUUGUUUUGACACCUGAGAGGACAGAUCGAAGUGAAAUUGAAGGCAUGUUUCAAGAUCUUAAAGUCGCUUUUAUUGAAAAGGCGGUGGAACAUGUAACGGAGUUCUCUUAUGGUGAAACGUGUGCUUUAGUUGAGAAGGAAAUGAUGGAAAUGGAGAAAGAUGGGUCUGGAAUUUUUCCACCUCCCACAAGGAGGCUCAUCGACUACACGGCAAAGGUUUCAGCGGAAGUGGUGUCGUGUAUCGUGAGGGAAAAUGAAAAACCACAGGCCAUCGUCGUCUUCACGGCGGAGGCGCGGGAGGUUUUGGUUGCUCUUCAAGAGGCCCAUAUAGAGAAUUGUGCAAUUUACUCGGGACUUCAAGGCACCGAAGAGACAGAAAAGACGAAGCAUCGUGUAUAUGUGAUGAAUCAUGUGCGUCACGCUCUGGAUAUGGAUAAUGAAUACACCAUGGUGCUCGAUAUUGGUACCAUUCGUCGUCCAGCAGCACAACACCGAUCCGAAAGUUUUAUGGCUGCUAGCACAACCGAAUGGGAGACAAAAGUUGAACGUGCAGAACGUUUGUCGCUUCUCGAAGGAAAAAAAGGAUGUUGUUACUUUUCUUUGUACCCGGAAGAUGUUUCUGCAGCUUUUCAUGAGGAUGCCAAGUCUUUUCCUGAUGUAUUCAGCGUGGAGGAUGCAUUUGUUCAUUGUGCUCGUCUGAAUCUCCCCAUGGGUGAAGUGGCGGCUCUUCUUCCAGCUAUUCCUACUGAGACUGCCGAACAAGUGAUGCACAAUCUUGCUGAAAAAUGCGUAAUAGCCAGUCCACAGAGUCUUGCCAUGACUUUUUUGGGGGAAAUGACUGCCCGUCUUCCCGUGGAUCUGGACAUUGCGUCCUUUAUUAUAGGAGGCUGCAAUGUCGGCCUUGGUGAGGCCGCAGUAGCGAUUGGUAGUGUGGCUGCAUUGCCUUUCCGUUCGAUUACCCCGUUAACCUACAGCAGUGUUCCAUGGAAUGAAGCUACAACGUGGAGCCGCGAAAAAUACGCCGGUGACAUUGCGCGGCACAGUGAUCUCCUUGCCGACACCCUUGUCUUUAUUGAGUGGCUAAAACUACGUGCCCGAGGAGAGUCCACGGCAGAGUUUCUUAACACCAUCCUUGUACAGGAGUUUAAAUUUGUCAAAAUAGAAGGAUUGAUGAAAUACAUAAGGGAGCAACUGACAAAUUACUUGUUUUUGGAUCGCUUUGAUACCUUAGAGCUCUUGGAAGAAGUGUCAACUUCUGUGCAGGAGAAUUCGACCAUAUUUUUAUUUCUGCAGGCCGUUGCCUUGGCACGACGCGCAGCCUUCAUUCGCGACGCUGGGCAUCUCAACGAAAAGGAUCGGUAUGCCUCCAUGGCUUUUGUUCGCACAUCCAAACGCCUGAUGCCACACAAUUAUAUUCCGUCAUCGAUCAAGUGGGACACCGGUAGGAUUCUGAUCCCGGUGAUUCUUAAAAAUAGCACCAAUAUUCUUGCCGGACUCUUUUCGCUCAUUCACACACCGUAUUUUUUUGCCUCGCUCCUGCUGCUUUAUCCAUAUGUGGAAUACUCUAAGCCCGUGAUAACUGAUAAAGGACGCGUUGUAUAUUUUGGUGUCUCAUGUAACCGUCAGAUGAAACGUUUCAUGGUUUCUAUUGAAGAGGCUGCACAAAUUCUUGAUUUUCGGGAGAAAAUAAAUCUGGCGCUGAGUUGUAUGCAAGCACUUCGGACUCUUUCCCAUCCCAUCUCGAAAACAAAGUUUCUUCUUAUCCUGAAGAAGCACGAUCGUCUCUUUGAUGUUGAGCGACUCCAUAAAAAUAUUCGCAGUCAGCUUCUUGAAAUUGUGACCGAGUUAAACGUGACGGAACAUCAAGGAAGCUUUGAGACUUUUGCCACGCACUGCACAGCCCCAAAGGAAUUGCUGCCCAUGACUGACACACCUGCAAUGGAUGUAUCGGUGCUUCGUCGGUUUGUGGACGGCACACUGUGGGAUAGUUUGCCUACUCCAGGCUCUGUCGUGAAGCCCCGUGCCGCUUCCUUCGCCGGAACCCCGUCGACGUUGCCUUCUGCCCCGUUGAUCUCCACAAAUGACGAAGAUGACGAUGAAGAAGUGGAAAUUAUUCAGGAUUCGUACUUUAUGCGCCACGGUCCACUCAUUGAAGACGAUGAUGAUGAUUAA